This is a messenger RNA of Leptopilina boulardi, 3345 nucleotides long. RefSeq names its product FMRFamide receptor-like (gene FMRFaR). Gene Ontology annotation, cellular component: membrane. The record is from RefSeq and is a predicted model, not a curated record. Bases 1781 to 3154 code for a protein of 457 amino acids. Gene Ontology annotation, molecular function: G protein-coupled receptor activity. Gene Ontology annotation, biological process: G protein-coupled receptor signaling pathway. The transcript has 6 exons. Lineage: Eukaryota; Metazoa; Arthropoda; Insecta; Hymenoptera; Figitidae.
AGUGCGCUUCGCGCGACGAGCGCUUUGAAUAUGAGUUCCUACCUAAAAAAUUUUCCCGCCCAAAAUUAAAAAAUCUAAUAUUAUAAUAAGAGGAAAAAAAAAUCCUUUAAAAAUGACUACAAAGUGUUGCAAAAAAAAUUUUCAUUCAAGUGAUUAAUAGUGUUGUAAUUUUAAAAAAUUUCAAUAAUGCUGAGAUAUAUGAAUCUAUCGAUCAUUUUUAUUUCUUGGUGUUUGACUUUUCCCAUGAGGGAGAUAAAAGUGACUAAUAAUAAGAACUAACAGUGACACGGGACACGAUUUUUUUGCCAUUGAGAAAAAAAAAAAAAAAAUAUGGAAGAAAAAAAUUAUUCAAGAUUUGAAAAGUGCUUACAAUUGUUUGGAUACUGAAAAAAAAUAUAUAUAUUGCUCACUACUUGUGCAGAAAGUGAAUUAAUCUUCUCGAGAAAAUCUAAAAAGUGAGAGAGAGAAAGAAAAAAGAUACCAGGAAAUUCCACGGAACUUGAAAGUGCUUAGUGAAAAGUUUUUAACUAUGAACAAUUCAAAGAAGAGAGAAAAGGAAUAUUUGUGAAAGCUUGAAAUUCCAGUUGCUAAUUUACUAGUUUCCUAUUCUCUCAUAUUACCCCCCUUGAUCUUUUAUUAAAUUAUACAGCUAAAGUCCAUCUGCGCAAAUACUGCAAAAUCCAGAAGAAAACUUUCUAUAUUUACGAAUCGCAUUGAAGAUCUGAUGGCUUAUUGAAAUAAUAAAAUAAGAAUCAAAAUUGAUUCGAGAGGAAAUCGAUGCUAAAUCACCUAAAAAAAAAAUCAUGAAUGUUCCUGAAUAUUUAUUAAUUCAUUGCUCAAGUCAUUGUGUCUCAUUAGAACUAUAUUAUCAAGAAAAACUAAUGGGGAAAAAAUAUAAAUGAUUUUUCCAAAGAAACUUGACAGAUCGAUUAUAAAUUAUUUUAUCAUCAAUAUUGUGGAAAGCAAAAGAAAAAUGCCUCUGAUUUCGGCAAAAAAAAUUUAAAAAGUAAAAUAUCGUAUCUAGCACGCCAACACUUAUAUUCAAUUGAAUUAACUAUUCAAGCUCACUUGCGCAAUUAAGUUCCCGAGUUCAGGAACGAAAAUGAACGAAAAGAGAUGACAAAGAGAAUAAUGUGACUAUAUAUAUAUAUAUAAUUUCUUGGCGAGUCUCCAUUUCAACGCCGAAGAUGAUCGAACGAACACUUUCUAUUAUUUCUUAUAAUCGCGUUCGUCACGUGGUGUAUUCGAAACAGUGCCAACUAAUUCAAAAUUAAAACAAAACAAAAAAUUUUCAACUAAAUCCAAAAUUUUAACAAUAAAACUUGAUAUUAAAAUAUUACGAAACAAAAAAGUGAAAUAAAAACUAAUUUUGAAGAAUAUAUUCGCGAUUAAAUUAUUAAAAAAUAUUAAUUUGCAAAUAUUAAAUAAAGUGAAUAAGAAAAAUAAAGUGGUUGUGAAGUUUCGAAAAAAAAAAAAAAAAUACCUAAAAUUCAGAAGCAAAUGUAAAGGAAAAUCUUAUUCAAAAAUGUAUUGCAGAAAAUAAAAUACAAAAUGUAGUGGAAACUAAAAUAUGUAAUAGGGGGAAUAAGAUAAGAAGAAAAAAGAGAAGAGUUUCAAUGAUAUCGAACAGCGAACCUGGAUAAAAAUGCUAACAUAAGAGAAGAAGAAGAAGAAGAAAAAAAAAAUUCUCGAGGGCGAUAAAAGUAAAAGGGUCUGUGUGGGAGGGUGGAGAGAAGAGAAAGAGAGAGAGAGAGACACACACACAAAAGAUUUAAAAACGAUGGAAGUAAGUUCUGCACUGAGGAACAUCACCGACGGCAACACCGGAAAUUUUACCGUUCAUCUUUUCGCCAGCAACAUUACUCGUAAUCUUGCAACAGUCACCAAGAAAAACGAGAUCCUUGAAUGCGAGGUCGAGCUCAAGGAUGGGUUAUUUGAGUUCAUCGUUUGUGGUAUACUUUUGAAUCUCGUGAGUCUCUUUGGCAUCUUUGGAAAUACAAUCUCAAUGAUCAUUUUAUCAAGACCUCAAAUGAAGUCCUCUAUUAAUUACCUUCUUAUCGGUCUAGCAAGAUGUGAUAGCGUUCUCAUCAUCAUAGCUGUGAUGAUUCACGGUUUGCCAGCAAUUUAUUCAUACACCGGUUGCAUGUUCGAUUACAAAUUCUACGUUUUUCCAAAAAUUGUCAAGUACUUGUACCCAGUGUCCUUGGCGGCGCAAAUGGUGACGGUAUAUUUAACCUUGACCGUGACCAUGGAACGUUACGUAGCCGUAUGUCAUCCCUUAAGAGCAAGGUCACUCUGCACGUAUGGUCGUGCAAGAGCAGCUGUGAUAUGCAUUGUCAUCGUCUCAUUUCUUUAUAACCUGCCCAGGUUUUGGGAAGUGGAAUACAGAGAUGAAAUCCACUGGAAGGAAAAAGUUAAAGUUUAUUGUGUAAUGGCAGCCAGUUUACGAGAAAGUCGUUUGUAUAUUACACUUUACGUUCACUGGUUGUACUUCUUCGUCUACUAUGCCUGUCCAUUUGCGGCUCUGGUGGUCUUCAACACCGCCAUUUACAAACGGGUCAGAAAGGCAAACAGAGACUUGCAACAUAUGUCUAGACAUCAACGACGAGAAAUAGGCCUGGCAAUGAUGUUGAUUUGUGUUGUCAUUGUAUUCAUCAUAUGCAACAUUUUGCCAAUGGUCAGUAAUGUCUACGAGAAUCUCUACACAAAUCCACCAGUUUGGAUGGUGCAAAUAGGAAAUCUACUAGUGACAAUUAAUAGUAGUAUUAAUUUUAUAAUUUACGUGAUAUUUGGCCGUAAAUUUAAAAGGAUAUUCCUAAAGCUAUUUUGUAGUAGUAAUAUUUUUGGUCAUGGUCGCGAUAGUCCUGAAUUUCAAACAUACGAUGAAUCUAUUGUAACAAAUACAACAAAUAUUGAAUUGAAAAAUUCAAUAAGACGAAGUCAUAGAAUGAGUAAUACUUGUCGAAAUAAUAAUAAUCAAAUGACCAAUGGAAGUUUAAGACAAAGUAUCAAGGGUUCAAUAAGAUCCGAUGGACCCGGUCCAUGUGUUUAUUAUCCUGCAAGGAGUCCUGUUCGAAGUCCAAGUCAAGUCUCACGAAUAUCGACACAAAAUGGAUGGAGCAAAAAAGAAAUAACCGAGACUGUUUUACUUUAGAUUCAAAUUAUUUUCAUUAUUGAAAAUUAGAUUUAAAAAAAAAAUCAUUCAUCAAAAUUUCUAUUUCCAUUUAGCCAUAUUUCCAAUACUGAAUUGUCGACAUUUUUUUAAAACAAAAAAAAACUCUUAAUUUUCAAAAAAAAUAAUUAUUAAAAUAUUUUUUAAUUAUUAUAAUUGCCACUAUUAUUUAU